This is a messenger RNA of Volvox carteri f. nagariensis, 1794 nucleotides long. RefSeq lists its product as uncharacterized. Lineage: Eukaryota; Viridiplantae; Chlorophyta; Chlorophyceae; Chlamydomonadales; Volvocaceae. Bases 1 to 1794 code for a protein of 597 amino acids. The transcript has 13 exons. The record is from RefSeq and is a predicted model, not a curated record.
AUGGCCGGACGGGCUUUACUCUUGGCGGCCCUUCUGGCAGGCGCAUGCCUUUCUGUUGCGGGUGCGGUGACAAAUAAGUCGGCGGUGGCAAUCAACGUAACAAUUCAUGUUCAAGCAGGCUCAGCUGGCGGGCGAACGACCUCCUCCAGACGUAGACUCCUCAGUGAGGCGCACGAGCAGGCGCGGCGUAUGGUUAUGGAUUUCCACAACACUCGCCGCUCCGUUCAGGCAGUCCAAUCCCUGCUUAGUCUCUUUAGGGCCAUCAAUAUCACCACCUUGUCAUCACUUGUGCCCAAGGCAGAUAACCCCAUUGUCGUUGGGAAGACUGCCGAUAAGGACCUGUUCAUCGUCGACGGCAAGCAACAACGCAUCAACUCGAUAACUUUUGUGUUCAAGAGCUCAUCCUGCGGCUUGAACCCCUCCCUCGACGCCAAUAAGCUCCGAUCAUGGUGGUUCGAUCGAGGCAACAGCGCACCAAUAGUCGCCACCUUGCAACGCUAUUAUAACUCGUGCUCGUACAACCAGCUCAUCUUCCAGCCGGAGGACAAUCUGGUGUUUGACGUGGACAUCCCUUGCGCUGGAAGCACAUCAAGGGGGAAGUACGACUUGAGGACUGGGAAUGGAAACGGUGUAAACGCUGAUAACGAGUUGUACGGGUUAGUGGAGCUCGCAAAGCAGUACGUUCAACCAUGGGGGGGGCCUUCCGCCAGUUCCGCCAGGAGCCGCAUUCAGAUACGGACAGACAGUACUGUAGCACAGGCCAUGGUGGGCUGUGCUCAGGACCAGGACUGCUAUACCUGGAUCAACCCUGGCGUGGCGGAUGACAGACCGGACAUGCCUGUCGUGUUCCAAGAGCUUGGGCAUAACAUCGGUCUGCUGCACUCCGGCCGCAUAGCAUGCGACCAAAUGGGCUGCCAGCGUGACGAAUAUGGCGACCCAGCCGACCCCAUGGGUUCCGCCUGGGCAAUGGAUCCGCUCAAGCAGAUUGUGUGCACCAACGCGCCGCAGUCGUACAAAGCCGGCUGGUCGUCACCCAUUCUGGGCGGCCACUUAAACGCGUCGGACCUGAAGCCUGGCAUUUCACGGGAUUUCGUCAUACCGUCCAUGUUAACCACUAAAAUGAACAUGCUGCGCAUCGUGACGGAUAUAAGCAGUUAUAGCAUCGAUGAAAGCAGCAAGCCGCAGCGGGCGCUGUACGUUUCCUACAGGGUCCGGCCCAGUGAGGCUGGAGGUUAUGACUCGGGACUGAACACAAACUGGAAUAACCGCGUCUGGUGCGUGCACACUCCUUCGUUUCACGUUACCAUGCAUAUGCUUUUUUUACGUUUGAUUUCCGGACGCUUGCUCAGGAUUCAUGAAUACAACGACACGGCUAAUGGCAAUCCGGGAGUUUCUGGCAGAUUGCCGCUGGUGUUGGCGAUGCUGACGGAUGAACGGAACCCGCCCAACAUCGGUAGCGGCUGGGGUCGCCUGUCUCGCAGCUUCUCACAGUUGGUGCCGGGGCUGGGUGGCAUGACGAUCAGAAUCAAAACCAGAACUCCUGACAACGCAACGGUAUCGGUAUGCCGCUUCCUAAGGCAGCUUGAGGGUGAUGGCCCGUCUAGUGUGACUUGUGACGAUGGCAUCGACAACGACUGUGAUGGGCUGGUGGAUAUGGACGACCCGGACUGCAACACCUCCCAGCGGUUCCCACCGCCAACAGCAGCGGGCGCCCCGGCGCGGCCACCGCCGCCACCGCAGAAGGCGUCCUCCAGGCUCACCUCGGCCUCCUCCGGCGACUCCAUCGCGGCCUAA